AUGCCGGAUCUAAUAGGGCAGCAGGUGUCGUUCGCGCUCGCGUCGCUUUCCGAGGCGCUGGCCCACGCGCGCCGCGGCGCGUACGGCGCGGCAUCCGCGGCGGCGCGCGGCGCGCGCGCGGCGGCCGACGCGGCGUUCCUCCACCCGGCGGUUCUGACUCAGCUCAACUUCCCGGACAGCCACAAGCUCGGGAUGUACAUGCCCCUCUUCCUGCCGGUCAGCGUGCCGCUGCUGCAGGGGCUGGCUCGGGAGCUGCUGCGCCACCGCCGGCGGCGGCGCGAGUGGCGGAGUCAGCACAACCCCUGGCGCGUCGCGGACGUGGCGUGCCGCGCCGCGUCCAGCGAUGAUGAGGCAGCGCCGGAGAUCAUGGGUGACUGGCGGGCCUUCAGAGCCAAGCUCGUGGCGCAGUCCGGCGAGUCCGAGUGGUCCGCGCGCCGCUCCGACGACAACAUGCGGCUGCUGGAGAUCCAAAACCCCUCCCUAGCGGGCGAGGAGGUCUGGGCGCACGCGACCCCCGGCCCCGAGCGCGGCGGGCUGCUCAUCGCGGCGCCGGACGCGCCGGAGCUCCUGGGAAGCGAGCGCUACUGGCAGGUGGUGGUGCUGGUGAUAUCUCAUGACGCAGCCGGGACAGUGGGCAUAAUCCUCAAUCGGCCCUCGGGGCUGGUCAUGGGCCGCAAGCAGGCGAGCAGCGGCGGACUGCCAUUUGACAUGGCAGGCGGGCCCCCGGGGCUGCAGGAGGUGUUUGCCGAAAACAGGGUCUACUGCGGCGGCUUCCUCGCGCAGCAAUUUGACCAAGUUGAAGAAGAUUUAGAAGCACUGCGGAAGAAAGACCCCGCGGCAAGCUGCCAGCGGCAGCAGCAGCAGCAGCAGCAGCAGCAGCAGCAGCAGCAGCAGCAGCAGCAGCAGCAGCAGCGGCAGUACUUGCAGAAGCACGAGUGGUCAUGGAAGCAGCAGGAGUGGAACGAGGCGGUGGCGCAGGUGGCGGGCGGGAAGCUGCCGGGCCACGACUUCAAGUUCUUUGCAGGCGCGCUGGCCUGGGAGCCUGGGGAGCUUGAAGCGCAGAUUAAAAAGGGCGGCUGGAUCACGGCCGCCGCGUCGCGGCCGCUGCUGCUGAAGCAGGUCCUGCAGCUGCCCAAGCCACUUUGGCAGGAGGUGAUGGAGCUCAUGGGUGGCAGCUACGCGGCAGCUGCACGUGCAGCACGGAAAGAGGACGGUGACGAGUGA
Monoraphidium neglectum is the source of this 1224-nucleotide messenger RNA. Its product is annotated as putative transcriptional regulator. The transcript is spliced from 10 exons. The coding region runs from base 1 to 1224 and encodes 407 amino acids. Gene Ontology annotation, biological process: attachment of GPI anchor to protein. The record is from RefSeq and is a predicted model, not a curated record. NCBI's taxonomy places the organism in Eukaryota, Viridiplantae, Chlorophyta, Chlorophyceae, Sphaeropleales, Selenastraceae. Gene Ontology annotation, cellular component: GPI-anchor transamidase complex.